AUGGAAACAUCCCAAGCUAUAUCUCUGGUUACCCUUGCUUUAUCAGUUGGUUUCGCAAUAUUCCAUGAAUGGGACAACAUUGUAGAAAUAUUUAAUAAAUUAUCAGGAAACAGACCAAUGAUUGCAGGCGAGUUGAGUGAGGAAGUGUUAGAAACAUUGCGACGAGAAAGAGAAGCAGAAGAACAAAGUAUAAAAGAAAAAUUAAAAAAAUAA
Macrosiphum euphorbiae (potato aphid) is the source of this 213-nucleotide messenger RNA. NCBI's taxonomy places the organism in Eukaryota, Metazoa, Arthropoda, Insecta, Hemiptera, Aphididae. The record is from the annotation of a GenBank genome assembly.